AUGGAGGAGGUCAGUGAUGGAGGAGGUCAGAGAUGGAGGUCAGUGAUGGAGGAGGUCAGUGUGGAGGAGGUCAGUGAUGGAGGAGGUCAGAGAUGGAGGAGGUCAGUGAUGGAGGAGGUCAGAGAUGGAGGUCAGAGAUGGAGGUCAGUGAUGGAGGAGGUCAGUGAUGGAGGAGUGAUGGAGGAGGUCAGUGAUGGAGGAGGUCAGAGAUGGAGGAGGUCAGUGAAGGAGGAGGUCAGUGAUGGAGGAGGUCAGAGAUGGAGGUCAGUGAUGGAGGUCAGUGAUGGAGGAGGUCAGAGAUGGAGGUCAGUGAUGGAGGUCAGUGAUGGAGGAGGUCAGUGA
Molecule: messenger RNA, 342 nt
Organism: Knipowitschia caucasica
Lineage: Eukaryota; Metazoa; Chordata; Actinopteri; Gobiiformes; Gobiidae
Source: the annotation of a GenBank genome assembly